AUGGCUCAGAGGGCACCAAAGGCCCUACCCUUGCCGACCUGCCCUCGGACCAGUCUCACCCCAGCCCAGACAACCCUCCUGUGUCAGUUACCUGGGACCAGGAUCAAGUUCCCUGUGUCCGCCGCUGUCCCUUGGGCUUGUGUUACAGGCCAGAGCUCAGCUGUCAGCAGGAGUAGGCGGGGGCAGCUGGGGGAAGGGGGGGAAGGAAGCAGCCCGGAUCCGGCCGGCGCCGUCGGACGCUUGGGGCCCCCUGUGUGGCUGGGCAAGCCCAUGGAGAGUGGAGGGGCCCGGGAGGCACAGGGGGCCCAGCCCUCUGCCCCCCGGCCGCCCCCUCCCUCGCCAGCUGAGCAGGCAGCCCCGGUCCCCAGCACUCCUCGCAUCCGGCCCCGGCUGGUGUUCCACACCCAGCUGGCUCAUGGCAGCCCCACGGGCAAGAUCGAGGGCUUCACCAAUGUCCGGGAGCUGUAUGCCAAGAUUGCCGAAGCCUUCGGCAUCUCCCCCACCGAGAUUCUGUUUUGCACUCUCAACAGCCACAAGGUGGACAUGCAGAAACUGCUGGGAGGCCAGAUUGGGCUGGAGGACUUUAUCUUCGCCCAUGUACGCGGUGAAACCAAGGAGGUGGAAGUCACAAAGACAGAGGAUGCGUUGGGGCUCACAAUCACAGACAACGGGGCAGGCUAUGCCUUCAUCAAGAGGAUCAAGGAAGGAAGCAUCAUUAAUCGGAUUGAGGCAGUUUGCGUGGGCGACAGCAUUGAGGCCAUCAAUGACCAGACCAUCGUGGGCUGCCGACACUAUGAGGUGGCCAAGAUGCUCCGGGAGCUGCCCAAGGCCCAGCCCUUCACCCUGAGGCUGGUGCAGCCCAAAAGGGCCUUUGAUAUGAUCGGCCAGAGGACCAGGAGCAGCAAGUGCCCUGGGGAAGGGAAGGUGACCAGUGGGAGGGAGACUCUUCGCCUCCGGGCCCGGGGUUCUGCCACAGUGGAGGAGGUGCCCAGUGAGUUUGAGGAGGAGGCUGCCCGAAGGGUGGAUGACCUGUUGGAGAGUUACAUGGGCAUCCGGGACCCAGACCUGGGUAAGGGGCCAGGCCUCAACUCUGGUGGAGACGUCCAAAGAAACUCAGAGCGCUCAGGAGUUUGCGCGCGGCUUGGACUCCGUCUUGGGCGAGUUUGCCUUCCCCGACGAAUUUGUGGUGGAAGUGUGGGCAGCGAUAGGAGAGGCCAAGGAAGCCUGCGGCUAGGCAGGUCUCUGGCCCAGAACCCUGGAACCCAGGAUGGCCCAGAAACCUUGGUCCGGCCCCCGCCUGUUAGGCCCCGGCCCAAGACCCCCAGCUUAGUCCCCCAGACCCAGGCUUUGAAAGCGGGUCCCCAGAAGUCAGCUCAGCCUCAGUGCAGCCAUCAGAAGCUAGGCCAGGCUUCUGACACCCCCAAACAAGCUCAGUACUCUGGCCACCGAAAGCCAGCCCAGCCCUCUGGUGCACAGAGGAUGGCCCCAGUUCCUGGCUCCCAGAAGCCAUCCCAGUCCUCUGCACCCUCCAAACAAGUCCAGUGUCCUGGCUCCCAAAAACCUGCUCAAGGCUCUGGCUCCCCAAAGUUAGCUCGGGUAACCUGCUCCCAGAGAAUGGUACAGCCUUUUGAGCCCCCUAAACAGCCUCAGGGUUCUGGUCCUGAGAAGCCAGCCCAAACUUCUGACCCCCCAAAACAGUCUCUAUCCUCCGGCCUCCAGGAACCAGUCCUACCCUCAGGGUCCUCAAAACAGAGCUGGCCUUCUGAUCGCCCCAAACAGGCUCAGUGCUCUGGUCCUCAUAAUCUGGUCCAGUCUUCUGAACCUCCCCAAAAGGCUCAGUGUUAUGGCCCUCAAAAGCCAGUUCAGUCUUCUGAUUCCCUAAAAGAAGCUCAGUUCUCUAGCUUCCAGAAGCCAGCUCAGACCUCUGACCCCCCAAAACAGGCUCAGUGCUCUAACCCUCAGAAGCCAGAUAAGACCCUAGACCCCCAUAAAUCAGCGCAGUCAGCUGAACCCACAAAAUAUACCCAGCACUCUGCCCCCACAAAGUUGAACCAGACAACUAACUCCCCAAAACAAUCUCAAUUAUCUGGCCCCCAGAAGUUAGACGAGGCCUAUCACCCUCCAAAACAGGUUCAGUCCUCUGGCUUCCUGAAACCAGCUCAAUCUUCUGAUCCCCCAAAACAGAUUCAAUUCUCUGACCCCCAGAAGUCAGCUCAGUCUUCUGGACCUCCAAAACAGGCCCAGAACUCUGCUUCCCAGAAGUUGGCUCAGCCCUCUGACCCCCCAAUACAGGUCCAAUUCCCUGGCCCCAAAAAGCCAGCCCUGUUCUCUGACUCCCCAAAACAUGCUCAGUGCCCUGGCCCUCAGAAGUCAGCCCAGGCUUCUGAUCUUCCAAAACAGGCCCAGCACUCUGAUCCUCAGAAGCUGGCUCAGAUCUCUGACCCCCCAAAACAGGCUCAGUUUUCUGGCCCCCAAAAGGUGACCCAGUCCUCUGAUCUCUCAAAAGAGGUGAAGCCUGCUCAACUUUCUGAUCCCCCAAAACAGGCUCAAUUCUCUGGCCCCCAGAAAUUAGCACAGCCAUCUGAACCCCCAAAGCAGACCCAGCUCUCUGCCCCUCUAAAGUUGGCUCAGAUCACUGACCCCUCAAAACAGGCUCAGUUAUCUGGUCACCAGAAGCCAGCCCAGACUUCUGACUCUGUGAAACAGGCCCAGCACUCUGCUCCCCAGAAGUUGGCUCAGCCCUCUGACCCCCCAAUACAGGUCCAAUUCCCUGGCCCCCAGAAGCCAGCCCUGUUCUCUGACCCCUCAAAACAUGCUCCACGCCUUGGCCCUCAGAAGUCAGCCCUGGCUUCUGAUCUUCCAAAACAGGCCCAGCACUCUGCUCCCCAGAAGUUGGCUCGGCCCUCUGACACCCCAAUACAGGCUCAAUUCUCUGGCUCUCAGAAGUUGACUCAGCCUUCUGACCCCCCAUUACAGGCCCAAUUCCCUGGCUCUCAGAAGUCUGCUCAGUCCUCUGGUCCCCCAAAACAGGUUCAAUUCUCUGGCCCCCAGAAGCCAGCCCUGUUCUCUGACCCCCCAAAACAUGCUCAGUGCUCUGGCCCUCAGAAGUUAGCCCAGUCUUCUGAUCCAAUACAGGAUCAGCAUUCUACCCUCCAGAAAUUGGCUCAGCUUUCUGAUCUCCCCAAACAAACUGAGAUGUCUGCUCCCCAGAAGUCAGCUCAGCCCUCUGGCCCCCCAAAACAGGCUCAAUUCUCUGGCUCUCAGAAGCCAAUCCAGCCCUCUGACUCCCUAAAAUAUGCCCAUUGCUCUGACCUUCAGAAGUUAGACCAGAUUUCUGACCCAAAACAGGAUCAGAAAUUGGCUCAGCUCUCUGAUCCCCCCAAACAGGCUCAGAUUUCUGUCCCCCAGAAGCCAGCUCAGCCCUCUGGCCCCCUAAAACAGGCUCAAUUCUCUAGCCCCUCAAAGCUAGCCCAGCUCUCUGACUCCACAAAACAGGUUCAGUGCACUGGCCUUCAGAAGCUAGUUGAUACGCCAGACUCCCAGAAAUCAGCACAGCCAUGUGACCCCCCAAAGCAAAUUCAGGGUUCUAGUUCCCAGAAAUUAGCUGUGACCAUUGACCCCCAGAUGCAAACUCCCAAACAGGCUCAGAUUUCUGGACCCCAGAAGCCAGCCCAAUUCGUCAGCCCUUUGAAGUUGGCUCAAGGCCCCAGCUCUCAGCUACAGGCCUCCAGACAAGACCCCUCCAGCUUCGGUCCCAUACCCCAGCCCAGUUCCCCACACAAUCCCCUGGUCCCCAUCCCCCUAACCAGAGGUCCUUCCCCUUAUCCUCCUUCAGGGCCCCCAAAACCCCGCUCUGGGAUCCAGGGGGCCACUCCUACUCCUCAGGGGUCCCUUCCUGGUCAGGGUGGGUUGUCACAGACCCCUCCCCAAGAUGGUUCCAUUCCUGUUACCCAGAGUGCCUGGGUCCCAGAGAGCUGGGGUCAGGGCCCAGGAGGAGACAUUGGAAUCAAGUGGAGCCAUGGGGGCCAGAUGGAAACAGGGGGUUCAAUUUCCUCUAGCUCUGGCAUCUGCUGAGUCUUUGGCUCAGAGACCCAUAAGGUGAUCCAGAACUGGGGAGAAGGGCAUCUAGGUCCCCACAGU
Molecule: messenger RNA, 4140 nt
Organism: Trichosurus vulpecula (common brushtail)
Lineage: Eukaryota; Metazoa; Chordata; Mammalia; Diprotodontia; Phalangeridae
Gene: GIPC3
Product: GIPC PDZ domain containing family member 3
Exons: 7
Coding region: 1-4074 (1357 amino acids)
Molecular function (GO): protein binding
Source: RefSeq, a predicted model, not a curated record